GUGGGUUCAACAGGAACUUGAAUUUUGAGAAAAACAUGACAAUGGAAGCUGUUGCAACAAAUGGACCAGCCCCGGAACAAAGGAAGAAUAGGAUUCAGGUUUCUAAUACUAAGAAACCACUCUUCUUUUACGUCAAUCUUGCCAAGAGGUAUAUCCAGCAGCACAAUGAGGUUGAACUUUCUGCUUUGGGAAUGGCAAUCACCACAGUUGUUACAAUUGCUGAGAUUCUGAAGAAUACUGGAUUGGCUACGGAGAAGAAGGUUUUGACAUCCACAGUUGGAAUGAAAGAUGAAUCGAAAGGUCGCAUGGUUCAGAAAGCCAGGAUUGAGAUUGUGCUAGGAAAGACGGAAAAGUUUGACGCACUGAUGAGUGCCAAGGGACCUGCAAAGGGAAGCAACAACACUCCAGAUGAGAAUCAUUAUGCUGCUGCUACCAUUGAUUUUGUUAACGAGAGGAAGCCACAGCAACGCAAUCAUCAAAGCUGCUAG
Molecule: messenger RNA, 488 nt
Organism: Coffea eugenioides
Lineage: Eukaryota; Viridiplantae; Streptophyta; Magnoliopsida; Gentianales; Rubiaceae
Exons: 6
Coding region: 36-488 (150 amino acids)
Cellular component (GO): nucleus
Molecular function (GO): RNA binding
Source: RefSeq, a predicted model, not a curated record